Messenger RNA from Cladocopium goreaui, 642 nucleotides. NCBI's taxonomy places the organism in Eukaryota, Dinophyceae, Suessiales, Symbiodiniaceae. The record is from the annotation of a GenBank genome assembly.
AUGGCAAUCGGACCUCAACAUGGAACAUUGAAACGUGGGUCCCGGUCAACGGAUCUUGUAGAUGGCGAGUUUGAUGGAUCAUGUGCACCCAAAGAUCCCGGAGAAACCGCGCCCAAGAAGCGCUCCGGUCCCACGACCUCCGCGACGCCGGUCAGUAUCGGGGGCACCGCCGCGUCCGCGCUGGCGCCAGGGGUCUUGGUGCUGGGCGUCACCGGGGCGCCGGGCUCUGGGAAGACGUCGCUGGCGAAGGAUCUGGCAGAGAUGCUGCGAGGGAAGGAACUCAGCUGCACUCUGAUUUUGCAAGAUGAUUUUGGCCUCGGAAAGAACGCCGGAAAUGGAGCCUGGUUCUGGGAGAAAGGCAAAUGGCUUUCCUAUUGGGAAUCGCCCGAUUCUACAGAUUGGACCAGCAUGGAGACAGCGAUAGAGGAGGCGAUGAAGGAGUAUUCGGUCGUCGUGGUAGAAGGUCAUUGCAUUUUCAGCUCGGAAAGUUUGUCGAAGCUGCUGAACUGCCUCGUUUGGAUGGAUGUGGACGACAACACCAGUUGGCACCGACGUUGGCAAUAUCCCAGAGGAUGGAAACCCAGCCGCUACUUUUCUGACUUCAUUUGGCCUGGGCACGAGGUCGCCUUGCUGAAGAGCUGA